Alligator sinensis (Chinese alligator) is the source of this 928-nucleotide messenger RNA. Its product is annotated as C-type lectin domain family 7 member A-like. The transcript is spliced from 8 exons. Gene Ontology annotation, biological process: cellular response to molecule of fungal origin. The record is from RefSeq and is a predicted model, not a curated record. Lineage: Eukaryota; Metazoa; Chordata; Crocodylia; Alligatoridae. Gene Ontology annotation, molecular function: (1->3)-beta-D-glucan binding. The coding region runs from base 40 to 918 and encodes 292 amino acids.
UCCGCUUGUGAUCUGUGAAGAAAAAGAAAAGUACUGGACAUGAGUGAGCAUGCGGUAACCUACUCGGAUGUGAAAUUUGAUCGGUCUAAAAGGAAGAAACCUGGAAAGAAAGAGAAACCAGGGACCCUGCUAUUACAGGAGGAAACAACAACUUAUUCUGAGCUGAAGUUUCAGAACCUGCCUGAGCAGCAGAGAAGCACGAGAGCUGAGGAGAAAGAGGGCAGAGGGACUGGGGGCAGCCCAAGCCCUCGGAGGAGAAAUAAAGAUCCUUCAGCUACACCUCUUCAAUGGCAGCUUGCCACCCUUGCUCUUGGGAUUCUCUGCCUGAUUUUAUUGAUAGUAGCAGGAGUUUUGGGUUACAAUGUGUGUCAGCCGGGCACAGAGCAGGAAAACCCCGUGAUGGAAGGGGACCACCACACCUCUAAGCCAACGUCCUACCAAAAACCCAGCCUGCCGGGAACAUUGAGAAAGCAGCCCCAGGACACAGGGGAGAAGUGUCCAGUGCUCUGGACUGCCAAGCAGGACAGGUCCUACCUUUUUUCUCCUAAAAGAGGAACUUGGAAUCAAUGUAAUUCCUCCUGCACUUCUCAAUCUGCCGAGCUGCUCAAGACAGAGACUAAAGAAGAGUUGAGUUUCAUCACCACAAGGUCUUAUGAAUAUGCUGAAGAUCGUGGAAGUAGUACAUACUACUACCCAUUCUGGAUUGGAUUGUCGUUUGACUUCAGAGAAGGAACGUGGGUCUGGGCGGAUGCUUCAGCUCUUUCCUCUGGCUUGUUUGUGCUCUCAGAUCCCAGUCCUCAGAAUUAUCCGGGUGGAGCUUGUGCAUAUUUGCAAGGUAAUAAAGUUAAAGCUGGAGGCUGUGGAGACCCUCGAUUCUGCAUUUGUGAGAAGAAGAAGGAAGCACAAAGUAAAUAUUAAUGUGAUUAAC